Molecule: messenger RNA, 489 nt
Organism: Puccinia triticina
Lineage: Eukaryota; Fungi; Basidiomycota; Pucciniomycetes; Pucciniales; Pucciniaceae
Exons: 1
Source: RefSeq, a predicted model, not a curated record
AUGUGGGUCGGCCAAAAGCAGACGUGUAUGCAGGAUUCUGUCCGCAACCAACAUCUCACCACCUUUUUGCACAACCACCCCCGAAACAGCCCUCAACACACCCCCAACAUCCAGAAUCCCUCCUACUCACUCCCUCCACGAGCCUAUGGCCCCUCCCCCCCCCCCAACCGACCCAGCGGCGCGCCUGACGCAAUCAUGGAUGAUAUGGAUCUCGCCGACGGGUCUACAACGCGUCUCCCUGCCAAACCGGACAACGAGCCACCUCCCUCAGUCCUCCUCGCGUACCUGGAAAAUUUCAUUGCCAAUCCCAGCAACCGUUCACCUCAAGGAGAGGUAAUCGUUGACCCAAACUCGCUCGGAGCUAUCCUCGUGAUGAUGAACGCGGAGUCGACGCGUCUUAAGGAAAUGAACCGUCAGAUGAAUCAAAUGUCCAGAAUGGUCGAAACCUUCAAUGCUCGCCUCAAAGCUCUCGAAAGCGGAAAUGCGCCA